AAAGGAUUCUUUUCCACGUGCAACUAACGCUGGAUUGAAAUACGAGUUAAAAUACCGCAUCUAUCAGAGUGUUACAGAAAAUGGUUGUAUUUACCUGUAACAACUGUGGCGAUACAAUACAAAAGCCGAAAGUUGCGAAACACUAUGAAUUUCAUUGCCGUACCGCUCAGUUUUUAACGUGUGUUGAUUGUUUCAAAGAUUUCCGGGGUGAGGAAUAUAUAGCACACACAAAAUGUGUAACGGAAGCUGAAAGAUAUGGUGGAAAGGAUUAUGUUCCAAAAGCUAAUAUAAACAAGGGUGAAAAGAAGCAACAGGAAUGGCUCAAUAUAGUAAAUAACGUAUUAAACAGUCAAACAAAUUUAUCAAAAUCAGAGAGAACCUUUUUAAAUGCUUUGUCAAGACAUGAAAAUAUUCCACGAAAGAGAACUAAAUUUUUAAACUUUGUACAAAGUGCUCUGGGUCCAAGAGUAAAUCAAGCAGUAGUUGAAUGUGUUUGGAAUAAAAUGGAAGCAGCUUAUAAAAACACUCAAAAUACUAAUACAAAACAGGAGCAGCAAAAUGGUAAAAUAAAUAAGGAGAUAAAUGACAAAGAAGAUAUAAGUACACAUCAUGAAAGUAAUGUUAUUGAAAAUCAAAAUAAUGAAAAUAUAUGUAGAGAAAAUAAGAAUGAAAGUCAUGAAAAUAAAUGCAAUGAAUUAAAUGGGACAUGUAACAUUGCUGAUAAUGGUAACAUUAACAAGGUUAAGAAAAAGAAAUCAACAAAGAGAUCAGUAUCUGAAACGGUGCAAGAACAAUCUGAAGAACCUGUGGAGAAGAAAAGGAAUCUUGUUCCAGCAGUUACAGAUGAACCAGUUACCAAGAAGAAAAAUAAAAAAGGUGCUGCUACAGAAGAACCAGUUCCUACAGUAAAAAGUGAAGAUCCUAUACUUUCUGAGUCACUUGUUGGUCAAUCUGAUAGUACUAUAGAUAAAUCAAACUUUAAUUGGGGAGAUACUAUUCUAGACAUAGUAAAAAGUAAAGGAGAAAUUUCCUUAAAAAAAUUACAGAAAAAAGUAAUUUCACAGUAUAUGAACUUCAGUUCAAAUGCUGUAACGCAUGAAAAAGCAUCUAGUAAAUUUAAUAAAAAACUGAAAAAAGUAUCAGGAAUAAUAGUUUCUGAUGAAAAAGUAAAAUUAGCUUAA
This is a messenger RNA of Habropoda laboriosa, 1181 nucleotides long. RefSeq names its product cell growth-regulating nucleolar protein. The transcript is spliced from 4 exons. The coding region runs from base 81 to 1181 and encodes 366 amino acids. The record is from RefSeq and is a predicted model, not a curated record. Gene Ontology annotation, biological process: rRNA processing; negative regulation of transcription by RNA polymerase II. Gene Ontology annotation, cellular component: nucleolus. NCBI's taxonomy places the organism in Eukaryota, Metazoa, Arthropoda, Insecta, Hymenoptera, Apidae. Gene Ontology annotation, molecular function: DNA binding.